GGUGCACUGUCUCCCCCCUCCCUCUGUCCCGGCCCCUCCUCUUGGUCCGCCCUCCCCUCCCCAUCGCUCCUCACUGCAGCAUCACACUGCGGUGUCCAGCCUCUCCAUCCGGCCCCUGCACUCCAGCCAGGCGCACAGGACACGCGAACAUGGCGGUGACUUGGGUGCUGUCCUUGUUGUUGGUGCUGGUGGUGUCAGCAGGAGGCAGUGUGGGGCCCAGCUCCAACAACAGUUUGUGCUCUGAGUCUCGAGAAUGUCUCCAGUACGAACUGCUGUGUCAGACCGACGAGUAUGAGGUGCGGCACUACAGCCCGACGCUCUGGGUGUCGACCGAUGCAGAGGCCUACUUCAUGGGUGUGGGAGCAGCCAUGGCCUUUAGGAGGCUCUUCCAGUACAUCACCGGAGCUAAUGAAGGAGGUUACCAGAUGGACAUGACGGCUCCUGUCCUGGUGAAGAUCCCAGAGGAGACCACGAUGUGGGAGCCAGCCAUCUACACACUGAGUUUCCCUCUGCCCCAGGCCUACCAGGAGCAACCCCCCCAGCCCACCAAUGACAAGCUGUAUUUCACGGAGAUGCCGGACAUGGACGUGUACGUGCGCAGCUACGGUGGCUGGAUGCUGUCUGUCACCUCGAGAUUGCAGGCCCACCAGCUGACCAAAGAACUGGACAGAGUGAGGGCCUCCUACAACCACAGCCACCACUACGGCGUGGGCUACGACAGUCCUCUGAAGCUGCUCAACAGACACAAUGAGGUGUGGUACGUGUCUGAGGGGAAACCAGUGUGUUCCGACCCUCGGGAGCCCACACCCCCUCACCCCUCCAGGCACGAGACCGACCACCAGGAGUCUACAACCCCUCACCCCUCUAGGCACCCGACAGACCCCCAGGAGCAGCCCACAGUCCCUCAAACCUCUGUGCUGCAGACCGACGCCAAGGAGCCCACAGUUCCUCAUCCCUCCGUGCUUCAAACUGACCCCCAGGAGCCUACCGUCCCUCACCCCUCCAUGCUGCAGACCGACCCCCAGGAACCCACAGUCCCUCACCCGUCCAUGCUGCAGACCGACCCCCAGGAGCCUACAGUCCCUCACCCCUCAAUCCUCCAGACCAACCCUGAGGAUCUCCCCCACUUCUCCAGGCUCCAGGCCGAUGACCCAGCCUCAACGGCCCCCCAGUCCUCCGAGCUGCAGGCCGAUGACCCAGCUGCAUUUGCUCCUUCAGACGCCCCUUCAGACACCCCCACAGGUGCUCCCACGGGUGCUCCCUUAAGCCCCUCUUCUCUUCCCUCUGAGGUCCUCUCUGCCACCGAUGACAACAGCACCUGCUGCAACUCCUCCCAGACCACCUCCACCCCCACUACGCCUCUGUCUCAUGCCACCCCUAACCCUUCAGAGCAGAGCACCCUCAGCCCUUCUGAAGAGAGCACCCAGGGCAACUCCAGCCACCCAGAACCAGGCACCCAGAACACCCCUUCCUCACUCCAGACCUCCGCCUCUCCCUCAACCCACGUCCCUCUGGAGCUAACCCCUGGCCCGUCUGACCCUUCGCUGGGCGCAAACCAGUCGGAGCACCCUCCCAGCACAGCACCAGAGCACCAGGACCCCCCUCGUCAUGAGCAGUAGGUCCUCCAUGUUACAACCAGAUGUGGGGAGCACUUAGCAGGCUUUUUAGCAGAUACAGACAAAUGAGUGAGGGGGAGGACGAGGUGUAAGCGUUUAUUUAAAGAGGGGGUAUUAUGCUAAGUCAACUUUUUGGAGAUUUUUGUAGAACCGUGUUAUAAUGUUCAGCGCUGUUCCCUCAUCAAAAACAUGUGUGAAAUGGUUUUAUAUGUCAUCCCUGCAUGUUUCUGUAAUCUUGCGAAGUCUCCUCACUGUUAGCAGCAUGAGCCCACACCACUUGUACAAGGCUCCACCCACAAGCCUACAUCACCUUUAUUCCUGUGCAGUAAUUUUUGUUAAAUAUACAAAAACAUGACACUGAACUAUACACUACAAAUUCACAAACCUGAUGCGAUGUGCAGUAGCUUCAUUAGCGGGACGCACACUGAUUGUGUUCUGAUCGCGGUGAAGGCGGAGCGAGACUCAAGAGUGUCAAAUACAGAACUGAAACUAAUAAUAAUAACUAAAUAUGUUAUGUGUUAGCAAUUAUUACCCCACAGAAAUGUAAUGCCCCCUCUUUACGGGAUAAAAUGUGGUGCGUAGACCCCAGCAGGGAGAGAAAUAAGAAGCAGAGACGGAGAUAGAAAGUGAGGAGAGUGAGGAAAAAGGUCGUGAUUGGCCGACAGGUGACAGGAAGUAGGAGUCUUCAGCUUCCUGGAGUGAUGUCAACACUUAUGGUAGGUCUAAAUGUCAGAAUUAGUCCUAUUAUAUUUGUUUGGCUGCUGUACCCACUUCUGGUUGUCAACAAAUCCCUCUCGCUGUUACAGUCUCACUCAUUAUGGAAGUAGCUCCGUGCUGCUAGCCCUUAGCUUCAAUACUAGUUUAACGCCACAUACUGCAGUCAUAUCAUAAUGCUUCAUGUAUGGUAUGGGUCCAUAGGCAUAUUUUCUGUUGCGCCUCCCGGGACUGUUUCUUGUUUUCUUGGGGCCCGUGGCAAAAUGGCAGUUUUGGGGGUCUCUAAUUUGACACAAAACCAAAAAACAGAGAUUUAUGACACAGAAACAUGACGUUAUGAAAGCUCCAUUUUAUGUAACUUUUCUGUGAGCUCUGCCUCCUCCUUCUUAUUAUUAUUAUUACCAUUGGUUUGUCUGGAAUGUUCCAAAGUAUAGCAGAUCAACAUUUCAAGGCAAAGCAAUCGUGUUUCCAUGGAGACAAUAAGGUGGCAGAUCCUCCAUUAGAAAUUUUACAUAGUGCAGAUUUAAAAUAGGAAAACAGAUAUAAAUAAACAUGUUUAUUCAAAUCGAAUUGUUCAAAAUAACAUAACCCCUCCUUUUGUGUCAUGUUUUUACCAUAAUAUGCUCCGAGCUAGAAACAGCCCUGCGGCGCCACCUACUGUAAUCAAACGCUAGCUUUUCCGUUUGCGUUGCAUCUCAUAAGCACUUUAAAUGCAUUUUUAGUCAUUAGUGGUAUUCUAAGGCAAUAAUUCUAUAAGACAUUUCAGUAUAGUCCAUGUUAGCAGCCAUAGAACAUAUUAACUGGUCUGUGGAUGGUUUGUUGUUCUGCAUACACUGCUGCUUUAAAGAAACCGGAAAGUGGCAUUAGCUAAAGUUACAGCGUGUGAUGUAAUAGGAUCUUAUUCACCACAUGUAAGUCUUAUGCAAACAGCUCUGUUCACUAAUAUCUGUUAUACAAAGUCAUCAGAUGCAAUAAAAAUCAGAAUGAAAUUGAA
Molecule: messenger RNA, 3324 nt
Organism: Periophthalmus magnuspinnatus
Lineage: Eukaryota; Metazoa; Chordata; Actinopteri; Gobiiformes; Gobiidae
Product: cell surface glycoprotein 1-like
Exons: 7
Coding region: 150-1619 (489 amino acids)
Cellular component (GO): cytoplasm
Source: RefSeq, a predicted model, not a curated record